AUGAGAGGAUGCAGAAGCCACGGCGCCCUGCUCGCGCUUCUGCGGCGGACCGAGCGCCUCGCACCUUCAUCUGCCUUGCGCAUUUCGACAGAGUCUCCCUUGUGUUCCCUCUCACCUGAUGUUUCCGCCUCUUCCUCGCACCUGCUGGUGCCUCGGUCGUCUUGGGGGACUUUCUCGCUCUCGUCUCACGUCGCUCCGCCAGCGUGCCCUCGCUGCCUCCGCGCGCCUUCGCGGAGCUUGGCGCUCCCCAAACCCGCCCCGGCUUCGCGUUCUCUGCUUUUUCUUGCGAGGGAAGCUCGGGUGCCGCUACAGCACCAGUCGAUGGCUCCCUGCGCGGUGCGCUUCUGCAAGGUCUUCUUCUCCUCUGCGAGGGUUGCCCUUCUCCCUCGCGACUCUCACGCGGUUGGGACCUCUCUGCUCGGCUCCUCUGCUGUCGGAGUGGGUCGCGGACUCCUCCUCUGCGGCGUCUUUUCGCUUCUUGGUUUCUUCGCCGUCUGCCGCCUCGCUCCCGACGAGGCGCGGCAGUUCACAGUCGUUCGCUGCCUCCGCGCGGGCGGGUGUCUCGCAGGCAUCUGCGUGGACUACAAGCUCUGGGGCGGCAGCGACAUGUCUGGGUGCCAUGCGCGCUCCGCGCAGAGGCUUCUCCGCCUCGCUGAGGCGAACCGCGGCGUGUACGUCAAACUCGGACAGCAUGUGGCGGCGAUGUCUUACCUCCUUCCCCCUGCCUACACCGAGACUCUCGCCGUCCUGCAGGCAGGGGCUCCGACGUCUUCGCCGGAAGACGUGUUUGCAGUUUUGAGGAAGGAGCUCGGCGUUCGAGACCUCAGCGAGGUUUUCUCAGAGUUCGACCCGCAGCCCGUGGGAGCAGCUUCGCUUGCACAGGUUCACUUUGCGCGCCUCCGCGACGGCAGACCCGUGGCUGUGAAGGUACAGCACCGCGAAGUCGCGGAGCUCGCGCGGGUCGACACGCUGGCGGUGCAGAUCCUCGAAGGGGUCGCCGAGCGCGUCUUUCCUCAAGUGAAAUUGAAGUGGCUCGCGGAGCUGGUCGAGAAGAACUUGCCGGAGGAAGUUGAUUUCUUGAAGGAGGCGGCGAACGCCGAGAAGCUGAGUUCGCUGCUGAGUCGUCACGCAUCUCUCUCCUACGAUCUCCCAUCGUCUGUGACGUACAACUUUUUCGUCUCUUCGCUCUCCCUGUUUCACUUUUUUGACUCUUUCUGGUUGCGCUGGCGGCGGCCUGCGAGCGCCUCUCCGUCGUCGUCGCCUCCCCCGGAAAGGUCAGCCUCAGAGACGCCACCGUCGUCAGGCGCCUCGCCUCUCAAGCGCGAUCGGGAGCCAGGCCGACAGGAGCCUCACCUCUCCGCAGGCGAAGAGAACACCGUGAAUCACGAGGUCUCCCCAGCAGUCUUCCACGAGUACGAAAUUCAGCUUCGCGUGCCCGCCGUUCACCGCGAGCUCUCCACUUCGCGCGUGCUGAUCAUGGAGCGCGCCCCUGGCGUCCCAGCUGACGACCUCGCAGGAAUCACCAAGCAAGGCAUCCAUCCCCUGGCGGUGUCGCGGGCGCUGAAUCAGCUCUACGAGAUCCUCGUCUUCCGCGAAGGAUUUGUCCACGCCGACCCUCACCCCGGCAACGUCCUGAUUCACCUCGAGCGGGAAGCCGCGCCCGGCGAGCUCCCCGCGGCGCCUCUGAGAGACGCCUUCAAGCCAGAGAACGCGUCCGCCGCCACCUCUGCGCCGGUGGUUGUCUCUCCCUCUCCCGCCUCGGCGCCGGCAUCGGGCGCGGCGUCGGCUGCGGCGGUGGCGACUGCGCCGCUGGCGACCGUCCCGGCCGCAGACGCCGGGCGCGGAGCGAGGGCCUCGCGAAGAGGGUGCCCUACACUCGCGGUUUACAUUCUUGAUCACGGGCUGUACUGCCAACUUUCGCCGGCGUUUCGCGAGAACUACGCGCAGCUUUGGCUCGGGGUACUGCGGGGCGACCGCGCCGAGACUGCGGCCUCCUGCCGCUUCUUCGGCGUGGAGGAGCUCGCCGGUCUGCUGCAGAUAAUCCUCACUCUCAGGUCUGAAAGCAGCCUGGAGGGCGGCAUCACGCGCUCGAGGAAAUCGGUCGAGGAGGAUGCGAUGCUGCGAGCGAGUUUUCCUGAGUAUUUCACUCGCAUCACGGAGGUGCUGCAGUUGGUGCCUCGUGAGUUCGUGCUGCUGAUAAAGACGAACGACCUUCUGCGCGCGAUUCAAACGAAACUCGGCUUAGACGAGCGCCUGGCUCUGGUUCCCGUGGCGCAUGCGUCGCUGCUCCUGGCGACAGAGUGCAAGCUCCGCCGGAAUCAAAACGCGUCGGUGUUUUGGAGAUGGUGGGUUCUGCUGCGCCUCAAAGUGACUCUGUGGAGCUUGAGUCUCGCCGAGCGACUCCUGGCUCGGCGCGCGCUCCACGCCCUCGAGACGACAGCCGCCCACGAGAAAACGAAUUUGGCGCUGGAUGCCUUAAGCGGAGCGAUUCUGGCACUCUUGUAA
Messenger RNA from Besnoitia besnoiti, 2505 nucleotides. RefSeq lists its product as uncharacterized. The transcript has 10 exons. The record is from RefSeq and is a predicted model, not a curated record. Gene Ontology annotation, cellular component: mitochondrial inner membrane. NCBI's taxonomy places the organism in Eukaryota, Apicomplexa, Conoidasida, Eucoccidiorida, Sarcocystidae. Bases 1 to 2505 code for a protein of 834 amino acids. Gene Ontology annotation, biological process: mitochondrion organization; lipid homeostasis.